AUGAAUGGAGCAAACCAAUCCAUAGUAUCUGAAUUUGUACUCCUGGGACUCUCCAAUUCCUGGAAGAUUCAGGUUUUUCUUUUUUUCUUUUCUUGUCUCUUCUAUUUAUCCAGUUUGAUAGGAAAUCUCCUCAUAGUCAUCACUGUAAUUUCUGACCCUGACUUGCAUUCCCCCAUGUAUUUUCUGCUGGCCAAUCUCUCUGUCAUUGAUCUUAUAUUUUGCUCCAUUGCCACACCAAAGAUGAUUAGUGAUCUUUUUAGGAAGCUGAAAGUCAUCUCCUUUGGGGGCUGUAUAGCUCAGAUAUUCUUUAGCCAUGCUGUUGGAGGCACUGAGAUGGCCCUGCUCACAGCCAUGGCCUUUGACAGGUAUGUAGCUAUAUGUAAGCCACUGCACUACUUGGCUAUCAUGAGCCCGCGGGUAUGCAUUUUUAUUUUAGUAGCUGCCUGGACUAUUGGUCUCAUUCAUUCAUCAGUCCAGUUGACUUUUGUGGUAAACUUGCCCUUCUGUGGCCCUAAUGUGUUGGACAGCUUUUACUGUGACCUUCUUCACCUCAUUAAACUUGCUUGCAUAGAUACUUAUAAGUUACACUUCAUGGUCACUGCUAACAGUGGGUUCAUUUCCUUGGGUGCACUGUUCAUGCUCCUGUUCUCAUACUUCUUCCUCCUGGCUACUCUUAAAAAACAUUCCUUAGGCAGUUCAUCCAAGGCUGUUUCCACUCUGUCUGCUCAUAUUACUGUGGUGGUUUUAUUCUUUGGUCCACUUAUUUUUUUCUAUACGUGGCCCUCUCCAAAAGAUAUGGACAAAUUUCUAGCCUUAUUUGAUGCAGUUUUGACUCCUUUCCUAAACCCAGUCAUCUACACAUUUAGGAGUAGAGGAAUGAGGGUAGCAAUGAGGAAGGUGUUCAGGCAGCUCUUGGGUGUUAGAAAACCGUGUCUUGGUGGAAAGACAGAAUCUCCAAGUGACUCCUGGAAAUCAUAA
Fukomys damarensis (Damara mole-rat) is the source of this 978-nucleotide messenger RNA. Its product is annotated as olfactory receptor 4F15-like. Bases 1 to 978 code for a protein of 325 amino acids. Lineage: Eukaryota; Metazoa; Chordata; Mammalia; Rodentia; Bathyergidae. Gene Ontology annotation, cellular component: membrane. Gene Ontology annotation, molecular function: olfactory receptor activity; G protein-coupled receptor activity. The transcript has a single exon. The record is from RefSeq and is a predicted model, not a curated record. Gene Ontology annotation, biological process: G protein-coupled receptor signaling pathway.